Molecule: messenger RNA, 288 nt
Organism: Sphenostylis stenocarpa
Lineage: Eukaryota; Viridiplantae; Streptophyta; Magnoliopsida; Fabales; Fabaceae
Source: the annotation of a GenBank genome assembly
AUGCCGAAGAAAAAACUCCAUAAAAUGACCAGGGCAAAACAAAUUCCAAAGGCAAUUUGCUUUGUAAUGGAAGAUAUAGAGAAGAGUCAGAGGUAUCUGUAUGCAAAGUCCAAGCUCAGCAGGAAAAAAUUAACACCUCAAAUCCCCAGAUUUGGAUUAAUUUCAAAGAUUGUGAGGCUUGAUGAAUAUGAUGGGUGCAUUCGUAGCUUAGGACAAGCCAAGUUCAGGAGGAUGCCCUGUUUUGAGGUUAUUAAGGAGAUUUUGAUGUACCAGAACUCGAGUGUGUGA